AUGAAUAACGCUGCUGUGAGCAUUGGUGUUGGAGUUAGCCCCCUCUUCUCCCCAACACUCCUGGGCACUGUUUUGCAGACGGGAAAGUUGGACCCCCACUACCCAAGGGUCUGCGGGCACAGAGGGAACGUCUUAGACAUCAAGUGGAAUCCUUUUAAUGAUUUUGAGAUCGCCUCCUGCUCUGAAGAUACCACAAUUAAGAUCUGGGACAUCCCCAAGCAGCUGCUGACCAAGAACCUCACAGUCUGCAAGAAGGAGCUGAUGGGCCACACCCGCAGGGUGGGCCUGGUGGAGUGGCACCCGACGGCUGCCAACAUCCUCUUCAGCUCUGGCUACGACUUCAAGGUAAUGGUCUGGAACCUGGACACAAAGGAGUCUAUAAUCAUGAACCCCGUGCGGACGAUUACCUGCCACCAAGGCACGGUCCUCUCCAUGUCCUUCAACACCAACGGCAGCCUGCUGGCCACCACCUGUAAAGACCGCAAGAUUCGGGUUCUCGACCCCCGGGCAGGGGCCGUCCUCCAGGAAGCCAACUGCACGGAGCACCGGGCCAACAAAGUGCUGUUUCUGGGGCACCUGAAUAAGCUGCUGUCCACGGGCACAUCCCGAUGGAACAACCGGCAGUUGGCCGUGUGGGACCAGGACAACCUCUCCCAGCCUCUCUCAGAGAUGGACCUGGAUGGCUCCUCGGGCGUGCUGUUUCCCUUCUAUGACGCGGACACCAACAUGCUCUACGUGGUGGGGAAGGGAGAUGGAAACAUCCGCUACUAUGAGGUGAGCGCCGACAAACCUCACCUGAGCUACUUGACAGAAUACCGCUCCCAUAGCCCACAGAAGGGGAUGGGUGUCAUGCCAAAGAGAGGUCUCGACGUCACCUCCUGCGAGAUCUUCCGCUUCUACAAGCUGAUUGCAAGCAAAGGCCUCAUUGAGCCUAUAUCCAUGAUUGUACCCCGGCGGUCGGAGUCUUAUCAAGAGGACAUCUACCCGCCCACGGCAGGAGCCUGGCCGUCUCUGACAGCCCAGGAGUGGCUCCGUGGCAUGAAUAAAG
Leptonychotes weddellii (Weddell seal) is the source of this 1048-nucleotide messenger RNA. NCBI's taxonomy places the organism in Eukaryota, Metazoa, Chordata, Mammalia, Carnivora, Phocidae. The record is from RefSeq and is a predicted model, not a curated record.